Corythoichthys intestinalis (scribbled pipefish) is the source of this 1461-nucleotide messenger RNA. RefSeq names its product chromatin target of PRMT1a (gene chtopa). NCBI's taxonomy places the organism in Eukaryota, Metazoa, Chordata, Actinopteri, Syngnathiformes, Syngnathidae. The transcript is spliced from 6 exons. Bases 301 to 1062 code for a protein of 253 amino acids. The record is from RefSeq and is a predicted model, not a curated record.
UGGCGUCAUCGUGACGCAGCGGCAUAUAACUUCUCCAUUUUCUCCUAGGGACACAUUCGGCUUCAUAGGCAGCACCAUUUUAAGAAAUCGCUUCGUCAGAGCUUCUCCUUCACUUCUUCUUGUCGUUGUAGAUUGUCAACCAGACGUUGUUUUUGUUGUUGUUCUUUUUCGGCACUUUUACAGUUUUGUGGGAAACAUCGAGCUAAAGGGACAAAAAAGCAACACCCUCUCACUCGGCCUGCUUGUGUUGGAUCAAGCUAGCUCUUGAAGCUAAACUAGCUUGGUCGCUUUUCUUGACCAAUGCAACAUUCAUUGAGCCUGCAACAGAAUUCAAUCAAAAUGAGUGCUGCAUCUUCUCAAAAAGUGGUCCUGAAGAGCACCACCAAAGUGUCCCUGAACGAGCGCUUCACUAACAUGCUGAAGAACAAGCAGCCCACCGCGGUUAGCAUUCGAGCCACCAUGCAACAGCAGCAUAUGGCCAGUGCACGCAACCGCCGGCUGGCCCAGCAGAUGGAGAAUCGACCGUCGGUGCAAGCUGCUCUGAGUCACAAACAGAGCCUGAAGCAACGACUGGGAAAGAGCAACAUCCAAGCCAGGUUGGGUCGUCCGAUCGGCAUGGGGAUGCGCGGCGGGGCCUUCGGUGGCCGAGGAGGCAUGCGCGGGAUGAGCAGAGGACUUCGAGGAAGAGGCAGAGGAGCAAUGAUGAGAGGUGCUCUUUCCCUGAGAGGAAAGCGAAUGGCUCCGGGUUUCCCUAUGCGCGGCCGUGGCUUUGCCGGUCGUAUGGCCAUGCGUAGAGGCGGCCGCCAACGUGGGGGGAUUCCCGGACGAGGGGGAGCUAUGGGGAGAGGAGGACCCCGUGGAGGAGCCAGAGGGCGCGGCGGUCUCCGCGGUCGUGGCGGAUUUGCCGGCAGACGCGGCCGCGGCAGAGGCGUCGGCCGACCUGCAGUGACCCGCGAGCAACUGGACAACCAGCUAGAUGCCUACAUGUCAAAGACCAAAGGCCAUCUAGAUGCCGAAUUGGAUGCCUACAUGGCCCAGGCGGACCCGGAGAGCAUGGAGUGACACUGCACUAAGUUACCGCAAGAACUGUACAGCUCCUUUUAACACAUACUGUGUAGUGAUGUUGACUUGGUGUCAGAAAUUGGAGGGAGCGCAUAAACAAUCCGGGACUCUUUGGACAAGCAGAAAAUCACUUAACACUGAAUGUGCUUUCUUUCCACGUCUUUCUACAGCUUUUUCGUUAUACCCGAACAGUAUGAAUGGACUUUUAUAAAUCUUGGAAAGAAAAAAAAGUUUUAAUGUUUUAUUUUGUCCUUUUAAAAUACGUUGAAGGUCUUAUCACACUUGUAAUUUGUCACUUCCUUGACUGUUUCUGGCAUAUGGUUAACACACCUAGAAUUUGUUCCUCAUACAUUUUUGUUUGAAAUGUUUCAUAAGUUAUGUAAAAAAAGUCAAAACGAA